CUCUCCAGCCCUAGUGAUCGCCUGCAGGGACCACGCAAACUGAAGCCUCCAGAGAGGUCGUCUUCUCCAGGGUGCUUGGAGGCUCUUUUUGAGAACUAUGGCAGGGAAAGAGCUCCUCCAUUGGCACCUGCUGGCUUUGUUUCUCCUCCCUUUUUGCCUGGGUCAAGAAGAAUACAUGGAGGUGAGCGGAAGAGCUAAUAAAGCGGUGGCAAGAAUAGUGCAAAGCCACCACCAGACUGGCAGGAGGGAAAAAGUGAGAGAGCGGAGCCAUCCUAUAGAGGGGACUGUGGAUAAUAACACGUCUCCAGGCCCAGAGUCCCUGAGGCCAGAUGUUCUGUCGCACCCUGACUUAAAUGAUCUGGCCCAGAUCACCUCAUACAGGGUCCAGACAUCUCAAGCUGGAUCACUUCCACCUGACUGCAGCAAGUGCUGCCAUGGAGAUUUUGGGUACCGUGGCUACCAAGGCCCUCCUGGACCCCCUGGACCUCCUGGAAUCCCAGGAAAUCAUGGAAACAAUGGCAAUAAUGGAGCCACUGGUCAUGAUGGGGCAAAAGGUGAGAAAGGAGACAAAGGAGAUCUGGGCCCCAGAGGAGAGCGAGGACAGCAUGGCCCUAAAGGAGAGAAGGGCUAUCCUGGCAUUCCUCCUGAGCUACAGAUUGCCUUCAUGGCAUCCAUGGCCACUCACUUCAGCAACCAAAACAGUGGAAUAAUCUUCAGCAGCGUAGAAACCAACAUUGGAAACUUCUUUGAUGUCAUGACGGGGAGAUUUGGGGCCCCAGUGACAGGGGUCUAUUUCUUUACGUUCAGCAUGAUGAAGCAUGAAGAUGUAGAGGAAGUAUACGUGUACCUGAUGCACAAUGGCAAUACGGUCUUCAGCAUGUACAGCUAUGAGUCAAAAGGAAAAUCGGAUACAUCAAGCAAUACUGCCGUGCUGAAACUGGCCAAGGGAGAUGAGGUUUGGCUGCGGAUGGGGAAUGGAGCUCUGCAUGGAGAUCACCAACGCUUCUCCACCUUUGCAGGCUUCCUGCUCUUUGAAACUAAGUAAAGAAAAAAAAAUGAAGAAAGCAUCUGCAUGGGGGUGGGGGGAAGGUUUUGUUGUCCUGGGGUGAUAAUUCUUAUGAUAUUUCUUACGGUCUGAGGAAGAUUUGAGAGUUGUGGAAUAAUAUGUCAGGAUCAAGAAUUACAAGACAAGCAUCAUCAUAGGCAGCCAACACUUUGGGGGACUGAUAUAGGUUUAGGGGCCCAGGAUGAUACCACCAACCUGUGAAACAGUCACCAAAGACAGCCUGUGCUAAAAUGCUCUGCAUUGUACUCAUAUUCCAUAAAACACCGAAAAGAGAAUUCCAUUUUGCCAGGUGGUAGGGGUAAAGAAGACUAUUUAAAAGUCAUUAGGCAAGAGCAUCGAAGGGUCAGUCUACCCUGUCUGAGGCCUCCGCAUUGAUCAUUUCCGUAUAAGCCAAUGCUUGUAAUAACCAUAUCCAGAUAUCUGCCCCUACCAGACUGGCACGCUCCUAAAGAAAGGACAAGAAAAACAGAAAGUUCCUAAAGAUGAGUUCUGGGAAGAUUCCGUAUCAAGAUAUAAGCUGUUUCUGUGAGAUUCAGGUCCAACUCAUUUCAGCGCAAAACAGAAAUGAACAUGGUGCUCGUGUAUCCUGCUAGACUAGAUGUCUGUGUCUUAAGAAUCAAUCAAUUAACAAGCACUUAGUAAGUACCCCCUAUGUGCCAGGCACAGUGCCCAGUGCUGUAGAUACAGGGUGGGAGAAGAAUGAAACAAUCCCAGAAAAAUGAAUUUAAAUGUAAAUGAAAGAAGAAGCUGGCAAGAGCUUAAUCAAUAAAAGUUUAUAGGUCUAAUAGGAUUUGGGGGGGGUGGUGCGAGGGGAGUGUUGAUCAGCCUAGCCCUUCUGGGGGCUCUGGCACAUGGAAGCUAGUCAGUUCUUUCUCAUCAAGCCAGCAGAGAGAAAUCCUUAUGACCUGGCUUUUGUAAAAAGAUGGGGAUGCAGGAGUUAGGGAAGGGAGUUGCCAUAUUCCAGUGACUUUUCUAGAAAUGGAGGUUCAGAAGUAACUUGAGUUAUUGAAUGUCUAUAUUUUAAAUCAUCUCGACUUUUGAAGGUCUCAGAUGAGAAAGAGAAAAUGGCAACAAGUGAGAUGGAGUUGUUUGGGGCCAAAAGACUAAACUGUAGGAGAAAGAGCAGGGACUUUGGUAUUGAUGGUGAGUCAGAGCUGUAGGAAGCACCUAGACUCUCAGGACCUACAUACAUGCCAGGCAAUUUGGCAGAUUCAGGGAAAGUCCAUCAGGAAGUGAUUUUUUUAAAUCUUAUGGACUGCUAAUCAAUGAAUAUAGCACAAUUGUUUAAGAGUCUUAACCUUUCUUAACCUUACAUUCUUUAUCUGUAAGACAAGGGAAUUGGACAAGAUGGCAUCUGAGGUCCCUUCUAGCCUUAGCUCUACAAACCAAUGAAGAUAAUGAAGAUAAUUCAAGGUAGCUUUUAUUAGGACUCUUAAUGUAGUGAUAUUAUUUUAAAAUAUUCUCAAGGCCUAAUAUUCAAUUUCUGUUUUUUGAACAUUAUUAAUUUAAAUUUUUUUGAUAUCUUUUGUUUUAAUAGCAUCUUUAUUUCUAACUAGAGCCCUGACUUCUCUCCUAGCUAUUGAUCCAAAUGAUGUAACAAAAAAAAAACAAAGAAAAGGGAGGAAAAAAAUUAACACAAUCUUCCUUUUAAAAAUUAAAAAGAAAAGAAAACAUUACUAUACCAAAAUUUUGCCUUUCCAGUGGGUUAUAGUUUUUUUAAAGGAUCUUUUACAUCAUGAUCCAGACCUAGGGCCAUCAUAUAAUAUAGUUCUGAUAAUUGACUCUUUAGUCUUAGUGCUGGGGUUUGGUAUCCAUUCAAAGGAUUUGUGUGUGUGUGUGUGUGUGUGUGUGUGUGUGUGUGUGUGUGUGUGUGUGUGUGCGCGCGCAAGCGCGCCCUAAGAAUAGAUAUUGAGUGACUCUAGCCUAGGGAAUUAGGUGAGAGAAGCAAGAGUACAAACAUACAGUCUCUAGGUACUGCAGAUAACAUAAAAGUUUGUUUUUUUCCAAAAUCACUUUAAUAACCACUGCCAAUAGAUAUCUAUCUAUCUUUUCUAUAUAUAGUUAUAGAAGAACCUCUCAGCAUGCAAAAUGCAACUAAAUAAUUAAGCUCAUAAAUCCUAAUUUCAUUUACAUUUUAGAGUAAGGGAAAAUAAAAUAUGAUUAUAAAGCAAAUAGAGGAACAACUUAAAAACAAAAUAAAACAUCACAAUUCACCAGAACCAGAAAUGCAUGACUUGCUUUUGGGAGACCAUCCAUUGAUUCCAACAAUGACUCCAAGGUCUCAUCAUUUCUGGGACUUUUUUUGCAAAAACUGCUUUCAGAGAUAGUUUAUGAGCAAUACACAAACCAGCUAAUCUUACCACUUUCUAGUCAAGGCUGGACUUCUUUCUUAAACUUAAGAGAGAAUAUUAUCCAACUUGGCUUUUGGAUUCUGGAAAUCAUAUUCUUCUAAAAUUCAAAGCACAUAUAUUUGCUACCACUGAGAGCAUCAAAAAAAUGUGCCACAAACUUUGAAAGCAAUGUCAAAGAGUUUCCUAAAUGAACAGAAGAAGGAUGACAAGGCAUUGGAUUUCACAAAUAGUCAUAUUUGUGCCUGAUUUAAGAUAUACUGGAUGAGGUGGUACACCUUCUGCUGCUGGAGAGGCAGAGAGUAAUGAAUUGAUUGAGUUCAGUAGUUCUGAGUUGCAGUGGGCUAAGCCAAUCAGAUGUUCAAACCAAGUCUAGACCAAAUAUGUUGAGCCCCCAGGAAAAUGAGUGGCCCACCAAGAUACCUAAGGAAUGGCACACCAGCCUAGGCUAGAAACAGAGUAGCUCAAAGAUCCCAGAUUAAUCAGAAUUGGCACUAGGCUGUGAGUGGUCACCAUAAUUCUAGCCCAAGUGAGACAAGGAGAUUUAGCCUAACGAAUAAUAAUAAUAAUAAGUAAAAAUAAAACUACAAAGGGAAAAGGAAUGGGAGGUACACAGAUGAUACAGUAUCACUGAAUUUGAGAGUUAGAAGGGACCUUAGCAGUCACCUAAGUCUAAUCUAUAACUGAAAAAGAAUCCUUCCACUAUAAUAUUCUAGAUACAACCUAGGAAGAUAAUUUGAAAACUUUUCUUCUAUUGUUCUUUCCUCUAGCCAACACAUAUACAUAUAUUUGAGUUACUCCACAAUUAUUCUUGGGUCUUGACCCUAAUACACAAUUGUUACUUCUUAUAGUCCCAUUGGACUCAUUCCAGGAAUUGUGACAACAGAAGGUUGAAAGCCAUUUUCUUCUUGCUCCUUACCUCACUUGAUAUAUAUGUACACAUGUACGCAUAUAUAUGUGUAUUUUUUAAAAUCUGCAUAAAUUGGUAAUUUUCAAACUGAAUGGAAAUUUAAAUUCACUAGAAUUCUAAGGAGUCCUUGAGUGACUGUUUUUUAGAAUGAAAAACCAGGCUCUAAUUUAUUUUUUGUAUUCAUCUGGCCUUUAUUUUUUAAAUGAGGGUGUGUUUUUAUUGCUUCCCUCUCCUACUGGGGGGAGGGGGGGACCAAAGCUGGCUUUCCUAAAUUAUGGUCUUAAAACUAGUAAAAGCUCCAUAGACAUGCUGCCUGGGAGUAGAGGGCCACAUCAGGGCUAUCCUAGUAACUUUCCUAAUGUCCUUUUCUCUUUUAUGUUAUGCUCCUUGAGUUUCUAGCUAGACUUACUAAACACUUUAAAAAUCUUUCCUUUGACCCAUAAAAAUGUGCAUGUUCUUUCUUCAUCUAUAUAUGAUGAUUUUAAAAGUGAAGGCAUGUUAGCCACAAUAUACUUGACAUACUAUUUUUGUGAAUUUUUCUAUGCCAAUACUGUAGAAAAAUUUCUUAUGAAUUUGCAGUCAACAAGUGUAAUAAGAAGUUCAAGAGAGCCCCAAGGGGAUCUCACAAUCACAAAGUUCACUGCAUUAUAACUAAAAUGCCUUACUGAAAUUUUGGGUUGCCUCCAGAAGAAACUUUUGAUGCAUGUUCAUGAUAAAUGUGUCCUACAAAUGUUAUGAGCCAAAAAUAUAUAGCAAUGCAUGUCAAGUAAAUAUGUAUCAACAAA
Messenger RNA from Monodelphis domestica (gray short-tailed opossum), 5109 nucleotides. It is a transcript of the gene C1QTNF3, whose product is annotated as C1q and TNF related 3. Gene Ontology annotation, molecular function: protein binding. The record is from RefSeq and is a predicted model, not a curated record. Lineage: Eukaryota; Metazoa; Chordata; Mammalia; Didelphimorphia; Didelphidae.